This is a messenger RNA of Fusarium falciforme, 4449 nucleotides long. Its product is annotated as Alpha-1,2-Mannosidase. The record is from RefSeq and is a predicted model, not a curated record. Lineage: Eukaryota; Fungi; Ascomycota; Sordariomycetes; Hypocreales; Nectriaceae. Bases 1 to 4449 code for a protein of 1482 amino acids. The transcript has 6 exons. Gene Ontology annotation, biological process: Golgi to vacuole transport; receptor-mediated endocytosis; carbohydrate metabolic process. Gene Ontology annotation, molecular function: clathrin-cargo adaptor activity; mannosyl-oligosaccharide 1,2-alpha-mannosidase activity; calcium ion binding. Gene Ontology annotation, cellular component: AP-1 adaptor complex; membrane; membrane coat.
AUGGUCGGCCCUCUGCGUCGUGGGCGCCUCUGGCUUGGUGUCGCGUGCGUCUGGAUCCUGUGCUUUUGGUACCUGUCAAACUCGGGCUCCUUUACUCUAUUUGGCGAUGAAGAUCCUCUCGAGGGCAAAGGUCCCAAUGCCUGGACGCGACGGCCUGCAAAGUAUCCCAUCGCGACCGAGAAGCUGGCCACAUUACCCAAGGGCGACGCCAAUGUCAAGAUCCCCCAGAUCCAAGCUGUCCCGCCCACCGAGAACGCCGUCGCCAAGGAGCUUCGACUGACCCGUCUGGCUGCUGUCAAGAAGAGCUUUGAGCACAGCUGGAGUGGCUACUCAAACUACGCGUGGAUGCACGAUGAAGUGACCCCUCUGACCGGCAAGUCAAAGGAUCCUUUUGGUGGAUGGGCUGCCACCCUGGUCGACUCUCUCGACACGCUAUGGAUCAUGGACAUGAAGGAUGAGUUCACAAAGGCUGUCGCCGCAGCAGACGGAAUUGACUUUACAAAGAGCUCGGUGAAUAGCAUCAACAUCUUUGAGACUACUAUUCGUUACCUGGGAGGUUUUCUCUCAGCUUAUGAACUCAGUGGCAGGACUCAUGCCACUCUCUUGAAGAAGGCCAUCGAGGUUGGCAACCUGAUUAUGUGCGCCUUUGAUACUCCCAACCACAUGCCCGUCACUCGAUGGGAGUGGAAGAAGGCUGCAUAUGGACAGCAGCAGUCAGCCUCACGGGAAGCUCUCGUUUCGGAGCUUGGCUCUCUGAGCCUGGAACUCACCAAACUAUCUCAGCUCACCAACGACAUGAGAUAUUACGAUGCGGUGAAGCGAAUUGGUGAUCAGUUUGAGUCUACGCAGCUCAACACUCGUCUUCCCGGCAUGUGGCCCGUCGUCAUUGACGCUUACACGCCUGCCUUCCAUGCGGGCACCGACUUCACCCUGGGAGGCAUGUCAGACUCACUGUACGAGUAUCUGCCCAAGCAGUAUCUCCUCCUCAACGGCCAAGUUGACCAGCCGCGGCGACUAUAUGAGAGCUUCAUUCCCGUCGCCAUUAAGCAUCUGUUCAGGAGGGCACUGACGCCUUGGGAGAAGCCUAUCAUCAUCUCGGGUGACUACCAGGUUACAGAUCUGCCUGGCGAACAGCCCAAGUAUAGCUCAGUCCCCCGAGGCCAGCACCUGACCUGUUUUGCUGGAGGCAUGGUGGCAAUGGCUAGUCGUAUCUUUAACCGCCCAGCGGAUCUCGAGAUUGCCACGCAGCUCACAGAAGGCUGCGUCUGGUCUUACCAUGCUACGCAGACUGGACUUGGCCCUGAAAUCUUCCACUUUAUCCCAUGCGGAAAUGCCGAUACACCAGCGACCAACGACUGUGUCUGGAGUGAGGAGAGAUGGCUCAAGGCCGUUGAGGAGCAACAUGCCUCUGAAUUCAACCCCCCACCGAUGAGAGCAUCGGAGUGGAAGAAGCCUACCGUCGAGGAUAUCGUCAAGAAGCACAACAUCCCCAAGGGAAUGACGGGGGUGACUGACGGGCGAUACAUCCUCAGACCGGAGGCGAUCGAGUCCAUCUUCAUCAUGUACCGAAUUACCGGUGACUCGAGCUGGAUGGACAAGGCGUGGACCAUGUUCGAGACAAUUGAGAAGGUCACGCGAACAGAUAUUGCGGCGUCGGCGGUGGACGAUGUGACCAAGACGGAACCGGUCAAGAUGGACAGCAUGGAGAGUUUCUGGCUGGCCGAGACGCUCAAGUAUUUCUACCUCAUCUUUAGCGAGUUCGACGUAAUCAGCCUGGACAAGUGGGUGCUGAACACGGAAGCGCACCCGCUGAGCCGCCCAGAUGUAAACAUCGACAAGACGGCCCAACCGCUGGGUCGUUCUCCUCAAGAUGAGUUCCCGUACGGCGCCGACGUCCCUGCUCUACGAGCCAUCCCCCCGCGACUUGACCGGACAAGGACUUACUUUGUGUUUCUACCUGGCGCAGUGAAACAGUUCAUUCGAAACGUGCGUGCGGCCAAGACCAUUGCCGACGAGCGAGCUGUCAUCCAGAAGGAGAGCGCUGCAAUCCGCGCCAGCUUCAGAGAGGAGAGCCAUGAUCAUAACAUUCGUCGGAACAAUGUCGCAAAGCUACUCUACCUCUUCACCCUCGGAGAGCGAACCCACUUUGGACAGAUCGAAUGUCUGAAGCUCCUGGCCUCGCCUCGAUUCGCCGAUAAGCGCCUAGGACACCUUGCUACUAGUUUGCUGUUGGAUGAGAACCAGGAGGUUCUGACGCUUGUCACCAACUCACUCAAGAACGACCUCGGACACUCCAAUCAAUAUGUUGUUGGCCUCGCGCUCUGCACGCUGGGAAACAUUGCGUCGAUCGAGAUGUCGAGAGAUCUCUUCCCUGAAAUCGAAAACCUCAUUUCCACCUCCAACCCAUACAUUCGAAGAAAGGCUGCCCUCUGCGCCAUGAGGAUAUGUCGCAAGGUGCCGGAUCUGCAGGAGCACUUCCUCGAGAAGGCGACGCAGCUUCUGGCGGAUAGGAACCACGGUGUCCUGCUCUGCGGACUGACCCUGGUGACCAGCCUUUGCGAGGCAGACGAGGAGGAGGGCGGAGAGGAAGGAAUCGUUGAGAAGUUCAGAUCCUUUGUCCCUGGACUCGUCAGGACUCUCAAGGGCCUCGCGACUUCAGGCUACGCACCCGAGCAUGAUGUUACUGGCAUUACGGAUCCCUUCCUGCAGGUCAAGAUUCUACACCUCCUGAGGGUUCUGGCUGUGGGCGACGCCGAGACCAGCGAGCAGAUCAACGAUAUCUUAGCACAGGUCGCCACCAACACGGAAUCAUCCAAGAACGUCGGCAACUCAAUUCUCUACGAAGCGGUCCGAACCAUCCUCGACAUCGAGGCCGACUCUGGUCUGAGGGUACUGGGUGUCAACAUCCUGGGCAAGUUCCUUACCAACCGCGACAACAACAUCCGAUACGUGGCCCUCAACACCCUGAUCAAGGUGGUCGCCAUCGAGCCCAAUGCCGUGCAGAGGCACCGAAAUACGAUCCUGGAAUGUUUGAGAGACCCUGAUAUCAGCAUUCGACGCCGAGCUUUGGACCUGAGCUUUACCUUGAUCAACGAGACCAAUGUCCGAGUCCUAAUCCGGGAGCUACUGGCCUUCCUUGAGGUUGCCGAUAAUGAGUUUAAGCCGACCAUGACUAGCCAGAUUGGCAUUGCUGCUGACAAGUUUGCGCCCAACAAGCGAUGGCACUUUGACACAAUGCUUCGUGUCUUGUCGCUGGCCGGCAACUACGUCAAGGAGCAGAUCCUCUCGUCGUUUGUCCGCCUGGUCGCCACUACCCCUGAGCUCCAGACUUAUGCGGUGCAAAAACUGUACAUCAACCUCAAGAAGGACAUUACUCAGGAGAGUCUGACACAGGCUGGCGCCUGGUGCAUCGGCGAGUACGCGGAUGUCCUCCUCAAGGGUGGACAGUAUGAGGAGGAGGAGCUUGUCCAGGAGGUCAAGGAGCACGAGGUUGUCGACCUGUUCUCCCUUAUCCUCAACAGCGCCUAUGCCACGCAGGUCUCUACCGAGUACAUUGUGACGGCACUCAUGAAGUUGACGACCCGGUUCUCUGAUGCCGCUCAGAUCGAGAAGAUCCGACGACUUCUGCAAUAUCACCAGACAAGUCUUGAUGUUGAGAUCCAGCAGCGAGUGGUCGAGUACAACAACCUCUUCAGCUUUGACCAGAUCCGACGGGGUGUUCUCGAGAAGAUGCCCAUUCCCCAGAUCAAGGAGGAGUCGCGAGUCCUUGGACCUGCGCCCACAAAGAAGAAGGCUGCCAACCGGAAAUCACGAGUCAUUAAGCCGACGGAACAGGAUCUCCUUGAUAUCAUGGACGCGCCAGCUGCCACGCCGUCCAACGCCCCCUCGACGACCAACACUGAUCUGCUGGCUGACAUUCUUGGCGGCACCACCUCUCCUCCUCCAAGCUCAACCUCACCACCUCCCCAGCAAUCCAAUGUUUCAUCCAUCAUGGAUCUAUUUGGUUCUGCUCCUGGAUCUGCUACUGCGUCUCCCGCCCCCCCUGCAUCAUCAAGCUUUGACCUCAUGUCUGCUGCUUCCUCCUCGACCCCUCAGCCCCAGGCACCGGCAGCGCCUGCUGGCAUCCCCUGCUACGACAACAACGAUCUCAACGUGACGUUCCAGAUCCAGCGCAAUGCCGAAGGCCUCAUCCAGGCCACUGCCAAGUUCCGCAACACAUCGGGCGCGGCUGGCCUGUCCAACGUGUCGCUGCAGGCUGCCGUUCCCAAGUCUCAGAAGCUUCAGCUUCUGAGCAUCUCUUCCUCGGACAUUGGACCUGGAGCUGAAGCCACCCAGAUGAUGAGGGUGUCUGGAAGCAAGGGGCCUCUGCGACUCCGUCUGAGGAUCGGAUAUACACACCCUGCUGCUGGACAGGUCAUGGAGCAGGUUAACUGGACAGAGCCUGCUUAG